Molecule: messenger RNA, 3131 nt
Organism: Amphibalanus amphitrite
Lineage: Eukaryota; Metazoa; Arthropoda; Thecostraca; Balanomorpha; Balanidae
Product: midasin-like
Exons: 11
Coding region: 202-2832 (876 amino acids)
Biological process (GO): actin filament polymerization; autophagosome assembly; autophagy
Cellular component (GO): phagophore assembly site; phosphatidylinositol 3-kinase complex, class III, type II; phosphatidylinositol 3-kinase complex, class III, type I
Molecular function (GO): actin binding; microtubule binding
Source: RefSeq, a predicted model, not a curated record
AACGCGGUCGGGAGAGAGAGACAGAGAGGGAGUCGGAACAGUGACGCGGCGUGCUACGGAAGGUGUGCAGGCUGUGCAGUGGGUGUGAGGAUCGUCGCUCCACAGAACAAUCCCAGCGUGCGAUUACACCAGCACCACUGAACUGUGUAAAUACUGCCAGUAGGACGGCCGACCUUAUUCUUCCAGUCACUAUCAGAAUCAAUGGCGUUCUCAAGAUCUUCGUACUUUCCGAGGACGUCUAUCAACAGCUAUCGUUCGAGGUACUCGAACACGCCGGUGAUUGACCCCGAGCCGAGGAAGAGAAAUGCUCCGGAGAAGAAAUUACCCGUGAAACCGGAGGAAUCCAGCUCCGAGGAGGAAACAUCCUCUGAGGAAUCGGAGGAGAGCUCAUCAGAGGAAGAAACACAAACGAAAAAGGGGACAGAUCGGUCAGCGACCAAGGCAAAGAGCAGCUCCUCUGAAGAGGAGACAAGCAGUGAAGAAGAGGAAUCCAGUGAAGAAGAAGAGCAAGAGAAGAAAAAGCCAAACAACCACACCACCAAUCCUACCACUCCUCCUCAAACGAACGGCACCACCGCGUCUUCCUCCGGCGAGUCCUCCGACGACGAGGAGUCCUCAGAGGACUCCUCCUCUGGCUCAGGACACCGCGAGGCGGCUCCGGUCCGGCGCCGGCCGGGCACCGCCGAGAUGUCCGCCUCGGGAGAGGACCCGGUGCCCUGGCGGCGCCCGAAGCUGCGCCGCGUGGAGAGGAAGAGCAGCGUGGUGCGCCAGCCGUCCACCGAGCUUCCUGAGUGGGCGGAGGACGCCAAGAAGCGGCUCGGAGACGUGCCACUGCCGCUGCUGAAGCACCAGGACACCACUGAGAGGUCGCGCAUCGGGGAGGAAGGCGAUGAAGAUGGAGAGGAUGAUGAUGAAGACCAAGAGGAGUCAGUCUUCACUGACAAGGUGGACUGGAUGAGGGAGAAGAUGCUGAGAGACGCGGCCGGUAGGAAGCCGCCGCCGCCACCGCCGCCCCCGCCGCCGCCCCCGCCGCCAGCUCCUGCUGGUGAUGAGUCGGGGAGCUCUAGCGGAAGUGGCUCGGAAGAGGACAGUGAUGAGGAAGAGGAGGAAGAGGACGAGGGAGAUGAGCAAGAUUUCAGCAAGCUGAAACAAUUGGAGGACAAAUCGAAGCCCGUUGAGCCAGCACCGGAGGCCAAGGCGCCAUGGGAAUCCGUGAAGCUGGUGCCCCCUCCGCCCCCUCCGCCCCCUCCUCCUCCCCCGCCCCCUGGCAGACCGCCGCCACCGCCAGACAAGAAGCCUCUGAGCGAAUCUCAGCAGGAGCGUCUGGAGCGGCUGAAGAAGACUCCUCGCCGCCGACCCGACUGGAACGAAAUGAUGAAGGAGAUCACAUGUCCCGACCGGCAGCUGAAGAGGGUCGAGUGUCGCGACCGCAGCGCCCCCAUCAUCCACGACCUGAAACGACGAGGUAGUGAGUUUGUGUUUGAGUCUGAGAAAGCGAAGGAGUCGGCGGCGGCCAAGCUGAUGAACGACAUCCGCAGUGGAGUCAAACUGAAAAAGGUUCGCUGCAACGACAGAAGCCGGCCGAACCUGCAAGGACUGCGGAAGCUGCGGAGGCAGAGGACGUCGGAAGCGUUCCUGAACCUGCCUCCCGAGGAGCUGAUGGACUCCGAGCCGGAGGAUCAGGAUGACAUCGAUAGGGUGCGCGACGACCUCCAGUCUGUACGCCAGCUGCUGGGAGAAGAGGUCAAGAACCGGGAGCGUCUCACAAAGGAAAACAAACACCUGAGGAAUGAGCUGAAGAAGGCGCAAGAAGAGCUGCAGCAGAGACCUCGUGUCUCCGUUACACUUCCUCCCAAGCCGGACAGGUCCGAUGACGCUGUGGAUGGACUGGAUGACGACUUCGGCGCUCUGGAGGGUGAGAUGGAGGCUAUCCGAGACCAGGCUGGCCAGUCGAGCCGCGAGGCACAGCAGUGGCAGGAGCGCUGUCUCAACGCCGAGCAGGAGCUGGCUGCCCUGCGAGCUCGUCUCGAGGAGCUCGAGACGGGGAACAAGAAGAGCCGCAAAGUGUCGGUGGAGAACGGCGGCGGGGACGGAGAGCUGCGGCGUAACCGCUCGUCGGCCAAGGUCGCCCGCAGUCGGACCAGGGACAGGCUGUCCAAGACGGCGUCCCAGGCGCGCAUCAGCCGCGACGAGAGCGGCUGGAAGCAGGAGGCGCCGCUCGAGGACGAGGCGAAGGAGUCCUCCGGCGAGGAGUCGGACGAGGAGCUCGACAGCGAGGAGGAGCGACGGCGCGAUGCCGACCAGGAGCGGCGCAAGACGCUCCGGGAGCUGAAAAUGUGCCAGAGUAAGGUGUCGCACCUGCAGACGAAGGAGAAGCACGCCAAGGACGAGCGGAUGAACCUGAAGAACAGGAUCCGCACGCUGAACAUGAACAUGAAGGACGAGAACAGGAAGUACAAGGAACUGCAGAGGGAGGUGAAGAAGAUGGGCGCGAUGCUGAAGGACAGUGACGAUGAGGACGAGGACGAGGACGAUGAGGAGUCUGAUGAGGAAUCCAGCGAGGAGUCCGUCUCCGAGACAGAGUCUGAGAGCGAGGAGGAGUCGGAGUCGGAGGAGUCAGAGUCGAUUGACGAGGAGCUGCCGCUGGAGGAGCGGCUCAAAGCGACUCAAGAACGGGUGAAGCGCCACGAAGAGAGCGAGAAGGCAAUCAAGAAGGGCAACUACAUGCUGAAGACCACUGCCGAGCGGCUGUUUGACGAGCUUAGAAACGAGAAAGAAAAGUACCGUAUGCUUGAAAGACAGCUGAAUGACCUUGUAAAUGAGCUAGGGUAAUCAGAUUACAGGAUAUUAUAAACGGAUGGCUUGGGUUGAUGCGGGUGGGGGGAUUCUUGUAAAAUAGCGCUUUGUCAAAUACGCAAACGCGCCUUGGUGGUAUGCAACAUCAGAAUAUACUCUCAGUAUCUGUAAUUUUAACUUUGCAGCACAAUGUGGCAGUAGGUAUGCCUUCAUAUGCUGCGUGUCGUGGAGAAGUCAUGUAUAUGUUGCGGCUAGUCUUAUGUGGAUGUGCAAAUAAUGAUGAGGCAAGAUGUACUUGGUUAUGUAUUGUGUCAAUAAAUAAUAAAAGUUAAACC